UUUUGAUCAUCAUCGUCUUCAUCGCUGAGCUAAAUGUAACGCGGUAAAUAUUCCUUGCGUCAGCUAUGAGUCAUAAGGAACUGAUCAAGCAGUUUUUUACUCUUCAAGAAGAAAGGGUAAAGACGUACAGAACAUUUGACAGUGGUUUCAAAGAAUAUCUUGAGAGUGCUCCUGACUAUGACUUCCCAUCAUAUCGGCAACUGGUGCAUGACAUAACACAGAAAUUCAAUAAGAUAUCGAGUGAUGUUAUUACAAUUGAAACAAAGUUUAGGGAGGCUGGAUAUACCAGUAUUGCAGAACUAAUCAGAAAAAUUCAACUGAAAGGAAAAGAGAAACUGGAACUGACAGCUCAGUUCCAAAUAGCACAACAAAAUUCUGCAUCAGAUCCUUCCUAUGAAAGUAAAGCUGAUGAGACAACAGCAGUUAAGUUAAGUCUACAGAAGCUUGUGGAUCUCAUUGUUGAACUCCUAGAAGAAUUGAAAUAUGAAGCUGAAGACAUUCUGCUAGAAGACACUUAACACCGUGCGAGCUACCCAACGAUUUUUGUUCAGUCAGCUCAAAACAAAGGGAUCCGCUGAGCGAAGCAUUUUGGCAACCACGCUCAAUAAACAGUGCAUAAUUGGGAAAAAAAUGUAAAUUGACGCAAUUUCAAUCCAUUUUUUCUCGAGUUGUGGGUUGUAUAAAUUAUAUCAUGAAAUAUUGACUGUCAGGCAGCCGAUGGUCGGUAAUCUGUCGGUAAGUUUUCGUACCUAAAAGAGGUUCGCAGAGCAUCGUUGGGCGACUUGAUAUGCUUCAUUGUUCGAGAGAUCGCAGCAGAAAUGAUGGCCAAGUGGAUAUCAGCUGGCAUAGGGCAUUUGUUUCAGCGGCCAACGUGUUUUGAGGAAAAAAAAACACUGGGAUCCGUUUCUGAUGGAAUUGAAUUUAUUUUAAACUGAUUUAUUCCCUUUUCGUUCGAACGAAAACACUUUGAGCUUAAGUCACGGUAAUCUUUACACGGUGUACAUAAUUUAUAGAGGUUAUAAGUUUAAGUAGGGUCUACCUGGUACUGGUGCCACUAAAAACUGUUUUAAAAAAAGGCCUUUCAUGUAUUCUUUCAACGACAUAGUUUUUAAUGUCUUGCGUGCACGUUUAGUAAAUUAGUCGACAGUUUUGCAGUUCUUUCACAUCCGCAGGGUUUGGUUUUGCUUUGUUCGGGUUGGAAAUCGUGUAAAAUUUAGCCCUACUUCCUUACGUUCUUCUCUUGUAAUCCAUGUUAAACCUCUCUUUCCUUGGCUGUUUUCUGUUCUAUUAUUACCUUUUUGGGAUCUUAAAAUAUUCCGGAAUUUA
This is a messenger RNA of Pocillopora damicornis (cauliflower coral), 1326 nucleotides long. RefSeq names its product required for excision 1-B domain-containing protein. Lineage: Eukaryota; Metazoa; Cnidaria; Anthozoa; Scleractinia; Pocilloporidae. The record is from RefSeq and is a predicted model, not a curated record.